AUACUCUGUCGUAUCACUGAUGGUAACUCAUAACUUCACUUCCAACGUUCGGUAGCUGGCGACUUGACGUGACGUGACUGACAGUGUGAACACACCCUGUUCAUGACGGUGCUGUGACGUGAUAUGACGUGACGGUCAGCGUAAAUUCGUCUUUAUGCAGAACAAUAUGAUUUUUGACAACUCUAGAGGCAACAUAAACUUGCAUGUUGCGCACAACUUUUAGCAAAGAUAUGCGAAAGCUUUGUAUGUCUACAAAGAUCAUAGAUUAUGCAGAUACCUCUGUUGGUUUUCAGUCAGCUGUUUAUGUCAGAGCAUGAAGAGUUUAGUCUGUUUAUAUACUGUUUGAUACGUGAACUGUGAAGUUUUGUUUUGAUGUGUAGAAGUGAGUGACUGACUUACACAGUGGUUGAAAGAAGAUUUUUUUUCAUUUUUAUUCGUAUCCGUUUUGUGUGAAAUGUGAAAGGAUUCGUAGUAAUGAUUCGGUUUCUGGAAGAUGUGAGGAUGGGUAUUGUAGACCCUAAAUCUUUUGUCUCUGUUGAAACCACCAAGAGAUCAUACAAUCUCCAACUCAGCAGGCACAGGGACGUAGAAAAUGCCCAUACAGCAGGUGUCAAUUCCCUAGAUGUCGAUGCUGUACAGGGCAAAUACCUUAUAUCAGGAUCGGCUGAUGGGACCAUUCAUUUUUACGAUUUGUUUAAUUAUAGUGGCUUACCACACUUUACUUCAAAGUUGGUGUACAAAAUUAGCAGAAAGAACAAAAAUGCCCAUAAGCAUAGUAUAGAAUGUGUUCAGUGGUAUCCUUUCGACGCUGGAAUAUUUCUGACAAGUGGUAUGGACAAGCAGCUCAAAGUAUGGGAUACCAGUUGUAUGACUCCGGCGGAUUUAUUUCGUUUUGAAGGCAAGGUCUUUCAGCACCAUAUGUCGUCCGUGGGCUCCGGCACGAAGCUCAUUGCAGUGGCAACGUCCAUCAAUCAGGCGAUACUUGUUGAUUUAGUUUCUGGUUCAUACACCCAUGAAUUAAGGGGACAUACAAGUGCAAUACUGAGCUGCCGCUGGUCUCCAAGAGAAGAACAUGUUUUAGCUACAGCGAGCUGUGAUAACAAGAUCAUUUUAUGGGAUGUACGAGCAGCGAAAAGCUGUUUGAUGGUAUUGGAUCAACAUAAUGGUAAAGGGCGAUCAAGCAAAGAAAACUCGGAUACUCAUACAGCACAUGAUGGUUACGUCAAUGGUUUAUGUUUCACAUCAGAUGGUCUUUUUCUUUUGUCUCUGGGUACUGACAACAAAAUGCGUCUGUGGAAUACAUAUAAUGGCAAAAAUGAAAGAGUUAAUUUUGGAUCAAUUUCAAGUGAAACCAAGAAGUGUGUCCAGUUUGAUGUUGCCAAAAUUUCAAAUCCUCGACUGGUCUAUGUCCCAUCAGACGGCAAUAUUUUUGUGUAUGAAAUAGAAACAGGUGUGAAAGUGAGCACAUUAUCUGGCCAUUAUAAUUGUGUGAACUGUUGUGUCUAUCAUCCUCAUUUCCAUGAACUGUAUAGUGGAGGUAAUGAUAGAAAUGUUCUGAUCUGGACUGCAGAUCAUUGUCAGGAUUCAGCAUAUGACGAGUACCUAAAAUCACAGAGCAGUAAGACUGAUUCUUCUGACAGGCGAAGAAUAAUACCUCAUAGGAAUGUCACUGUGGAUACGUGGAGCAGUGAUGAAGAUUAAUUAGUUAGCUACAAGAAACAAACACUUGGUAAACGUAAGGUACAUCAAACGGAAUUAUAGUAGCACCUGCAGUUUUAGUCACAUUUAUGUAUACUUUUUUUGUUCAUAUCUCUAAAAAAAGAGAUGAAUGGCUGUGAUGAAGUAUUUGAAUGCCCUCUUUCCAUUUUUUUUAAAAAAAAGAAAACAUUGUAUUCCUUAUUGAAUGCUUUGUAUUUAUGUUUUAUACAUAUAUUAUUAAUUAAUUAAUUUACCUUGUAAAAAGUGUACAAGACAUAUUUAUUGAAGCUUAGUAAAAUUUUCAUAUACCUGU
Molecule: messenger RNA, 2011 nt
Organism: Schistocerca gregaria
Lineage: Eukaryota; Metazoa; Arthropoda; Insecta; Orthoptera; Acrididae
Product: DNA excision repair protein ERCC-8-like
Exons: 1
Coding region: 475-1701 (408 amino acids)
Biological process (GO): protein polyubiquitination; proteasome-mediated ubiquitin-dependent protein catabolic process; transcription-coupled nucleotide-excision repair
Cellular component (GO): Cul4A-RING E3 ubiquitin ligase complex; nucleotide-excision repair complex
Molecular function (GO): protein binding
Source: RefSeq, a predicted model, not a curated record